AUCCCUCACAGGGUCUAAAGGGUUUUGCACCUAUUUUUCCGACUAUUGCUCUCGAUUUUCUCUUCUUGAUAUGGCCGUGAGAGAAGCCUCUCAUGCCGGCUCGUGGUACUCUGGCAAUGGACGACAACUGGCAGCCCAGCUCGACCAGUGGUUGUCCCAAGUGCCCGAGACAAGCAUCAUUCCUGGUGUUGACAGCUUGCCCUUAGCGGGAGCCAGAGUAGUUAUAUCUCCUCACGCAGGGUACGCCUACUCGGGUCCUUGUGCAGCAUGGGCCUACAAGUGCCUCGACCUCUCCAAAGCCAAGCGUAUCUUCAUCCUCCACCCGUCUCAUCACCAUCACUUGAGCACGGCUGCGCUCCCAGUUGUGGACGCCUACGAGACACCGCUCUCCAACACUCCUCUCCCCCUCGAUCACGAGACUAUCGAUGAAUUGUCCACCCUCUCCGCGGUUGUCCAAGGUCGCACUGUCAAGUUCACCACCAUGUCUCAGCCGGUGGACGAAGCCGAACACAGCGCCGAAAUGCAGCUGCCGUACAUCCACCGACUCCUCCAAAAGCUAUACCCUGACAAGUCCGAGUCAUCAUACCCUCCUCUCGUCCCCAUCAUGGUUGGGGGAACGAACCCUGCCACCGAGGCUGCAUUGGGAAGAAUGUUGGCUCCAUACAUCGCGGAUGAAGGUAAUGCAUUCGUCAUCUCCUCGGACUUCUGCCAUUGGGGAAGUCGAUUCGGCUACACUUAUUACCUCCCUGACGCACCCAGCCCGGCCUUGUCGCCGAUGACGCUUCCCAAUGGGGUACGGGGAGAGUCUACCACGGCAAAGGAGUCGGUCAACGAAGAUGUGCACAAGAUGCCCACAUUGGGGCUGGGUCAAAAUCUCGGCUCCAGGACUCAGGUUUCAAAAGGUGGACCACAGAUAUUUGAGAGCAUCGCACACGCUGACAGAGCUUGCAUGUGUGCCAUCGCCACGGGACAACAUUCAGAAUUCCUCCGCGUGCUCAAGGAGACCGGGAACACCGUGUGUGGACGACACCCCAUAGGCGUCUUCAUGGCUGGCCUUGAAGAGGUGGAGCGACUGGAAAGGGAGAAAGGUGGCGACCCGGCGGACCGCAGACGAUUCAGGUUCGUGCGGUACGAACGCAGCAGUGAUGCCGAGACUGUCAGAGACAGCAGCGUCAGCUACGUGAGUGCUUUUGCGGUCCUCUAAAGCCGUUGCUGGUCGUUCCGACCGCAAGUCGGACAGUGCCAACACAGCCAAGAGUGAUGUGUGCCUCAAAGACGACGAUUCUCUCAAACUAGACGAGAUGGAGUCGUCCCGCGUGAGUCUCACAGAGUUCUGACACGCUUGCCUCGCGCAAGUGUUAAGCUGCUCGUGUCAGCAUCUGUUCGAGAAGACGGCUUACCCCGCUCGAAAGAGGCACAUUAUUCAGGCAUUCAGCCGGGGCCAGACAGUCAGCACGGGGUUCUGGGGCAGUUUUUCGUCCGGGGAGCCGAGAUACUUGGGGAUGAGGAUCUGACACGCCAGAGAGAGAAUACGCAAGCGCAAGGAGAGAGGCUGAAGCGUGCUGUAGAAGCCAAGGCAAUGGCCAUUUCCAAGAUUGGGCUCACGCUGGAGUGUCAGGACGAUUGUAGUCGUUUCUAGCUCUGGUUCGAUAUGCACGAUACUGGCGGCCUGAAGUGGCACAAAAUGCCUAGGUGAAGGCGUAGCGUGUAUUCGUCGAGAGAGUUGUAAACACAGCGUAUCCUCAUACCAAGCGGAAGACGGAUACCAAGUCCGAGACCAGGGCCAUCCUUGCUCGCCGAUUGACGCUUUCGCUGUUCCGGGGGCCAAGCUCCAGAAAGGGAAGUAUCAAGAAGAUGGAGAUCGACGUCAUUGCCUAGGCACAACCAACGUAGGGGGUACCAUUGCUGUCAAAAUCCCCAACUAGAUCUUGGUAGGCAGGGAAGUACCGGGGACCGGAAUAUAUCCUUCGCACUACCUACCGAGCUACGCACGCAUACCUGGGCAGGCAAGAGGCUAGGAAGGGUACGAAGGACGUAAUACCUAUGUAGCUACGAGAUGUGGAAGUUCGUUAUGUAGGGCUGGUGGUCGAAGUGGGGGUAAAUGAAUGUCAGGGACUGAACCCCAGCGU
Molecule: messenger RNA, 2129 nt
Organism: Cladophialophora immunda
Lineage: Eukaryota; Fungi; Ascomycota; Eurotiomycetes; Chaetothyriales; Herpotrichiellaceae
Product: AmmeMemoRadiSam system protein B
Exons: 1
Coding region: 71-1204 (377 amino acids)
Source: RefSeq, a predicted model, not a curated record